Molecule: messenger RNA, 660 nt
Organism: Rodentolepis nana
Lineage: Eukaryota; Metazoa; Platyhelminthes; Cestoda; Cyclophyllidea; Hymenolepididae
Source: the annotation of a GenBank genome assembly
AUGGAACCUGAAAAACGCCCCAACAGGCUUCUCGGAUUAAGUGUUCUUGGAAUUGGAUUAUUCUUCUACUUCGAACAUUGUGGCAAAUACUGUAUCCUAUCCCAAUUGGCGAUUCCUGUUGCUCUGAUGGCAAUCGGAGGAUCAGCGUUAGUGACCACCAGCCUAGGAUAUAUUGGUGCCUUUUAUAUCAAUCGAUGCAUUCUUAGAACUUUCACUGUCCUCCUCAUUCUUGUAUUUCUCGCUCAUAUUGGGGUUGGAGCAACUUUCUACCAAAUGCGCGAAGGUCUAAUACCCCUAGCCCUCGAGGAGAUUCGAUCUCUGAUUGAUGAAGCAGAAAGUUCAAAGAAGUCUGAAGCGCUUGCCAUAAUGGAGAGAAUUCAAAAUCGAUACAAAUGUUGUGGUGGAGACGGCCAAAAGGACUGGAAAGAUGAUAGCCCUCUUUCUUGCUGUGUUAACCCAAAUUACCUCGAUAAUAACUGUCGAUAUCCGGGCAUAUAUGUUCGUGGCUGUGCGUCGUCCAUUUUUCGCCAUUUCGAAGCAUCUUCUCACAUCUGGUUCUACUUGACGAUAACCCUUUUCCUUUUUGAAUUCUUCCUUGUAGUAGCAGUCUGCCAAUUCCAAUGCCAAUUAUCUGCCUACGUUCCACUAAUGAUUGAAUAA